Ochlerotatus camptorhynchus is the source of this 860-nucleotide messenger RNA. Its product is annotated as acylpyruvase FAHD1, mitochondrial. Gene Ontology annotation, cellular component: mitochondrion. The record is from RefSeq and is a predicted model, not a curated record. Gene Ontology annotation, molecular function: acetylpyruvate hydrolase activity. The coding region runs from base 112 to 759 and encodes 215 amino acids. Lineage: Eukaryota; Metazoa; Arthropoda; Insecta; Diptera; Culicidae. The transcript is spliced from 4 exons.
CAGUUAGGUACUGUCUAGUCACUAGCAGCCAGGCGAGCCCAUACCAGUCAGUGAUAUUCGUGUCGAAUGUACUAUUAGGUUGUGACUCUGGCUUCAAUCUGUGCGAAAACAAUGUCCCAAAACUUUUUCAUAUCCACGCGUAAAAUCAUUGGGGCUGGCGUAAAUUACAAAGAGAUCCUACGCCUGUCGAAUGCUGCCAAACCGGACAAUCCAGUGAUAUUCUUCAAACCGAUUUCGUCGCUCAUUUCGACCGAAGAGGACACCAUCAAGGUCCCCAAGGUGUUCGGUGCCAUCAACUACGAAGCCGAAUUGGGAGUUGUUAUCGGCAAGAAGUGCAGCAAUGUCAGCCCCGAUCAGGCGAUGAACUACGUGUCAGGGUACUGUCUGGCACUGGAUAUGACCGGUAUGGACUUUAUUUUGGACGCUCGGCCCAAAGGACUUCCCUGGUGCCUAGGUAAGGGGUUCGACACGUCCACGCCGGUGAGCAGACUUAUUGCCCCGGAAGAGCUAGGCAAUCCGAACGAUGUGCGGGUGUGGUGCAAGGUCAACGAUCAGCUGAAACAGGACGAUAGGACUUGUAAUUUGAUAUUUACGAUUCCCGAACUGAUAGCCUACGCGUCGAAGUACAUGACGCUGGAGGAGAAUGAUUUGAUUCUGACGGGCACACCGGCCGGAGCAGGUCCAGUCAAACACGGAGACCUUGUCGAAUGUGGACUAGGUGAUAUCGUACAAAUGAAGUUCAAAGUUAGAGAUGAGUAAAACUUCCCACUGUAUAUUGCCGGAUGCUACAAAUAUGCCAGACGUUACGAAUGAUAGCAGAGGUGGCUCGGCCACGCUGCUCUGCGAUGCGGAUUAUGGAU